Asparagus officinalis (garden asparagus) is the source of this 1849-nucleotide messenger RNA. RefSeq lists its product as uncharacterized. The record is from RefSeq and is a predicted model, not a curated record. The coding region runs from base 181 to 1710 and encodes 509 amino acids. The transcript has 6 exons. Gene Ontology annotation, biological process: tRNA processing. Lineage: Eukaryota; Viridiplantae; Streptophyta; Magnoliopsida; Asparagales; Asparagaceae. Gene Ontology annotation, molecular function: RNA binding. Gene Ontology annotation, cellular component: nucleolar ribonuclease P complex.
ACGGUGGCCGUUGAUAGGGUCAGCGUUGGGUCGGCGUUUAAUGCGAGGGGAGUCCUGAGGAGCUAUGAUUUGGUUGCGGCGAAGCCGUUGGAUCAGGAGGGGUUCGAUAGGGCGUGCCAGGUUGCGGAUGUAGAUAUAAUAGCGCUGGAUUUUCCUCUAAAAUUCCGAUUAAAGCAUCCGAUGGUCGAAUUGGCUAUUAAGCGCGGAGUGUAUUUCGAGAUCAAGUACUCUGGCCUUAUUGCUGAUGCUCAAGCAAGGAGGCUAAUGUUAUCAGAUGCCAGAUUAUUAGUGGAUUGGACCCGAGGGAAAAAUCUUAUUAUUUCAAGUUCCGCAAUCAGUGUGAAUGAUAUUAGAGGGCCAUACGAUGUUGCAAAUUUAUCUUCGUUUCUACUUGGCCUCUCUAAGGAGCGAGCCAAAGCAGCUAUAUCUAGGAACUGCAGUUCACUAAUAACUAAUGCCCUGAGGAAGAAAGAUUACAAGGAAGCCAUCAGAAUCGAGAGGAUUGCAUCAGAUGACAAACUGGACUCUGGAAGUGAUUGGUUUGGUGACUGGAAUGACUGGGAUCCUAUAUCUAGUGGAAAAGGUGAUUUGCCACCAUUGGACGAUAUUUCAAAGCUUUUCUCUGCUGUCAGUAAGCAACCUAAAAGCUGUCCUGCAAUUGAUUUCCUGUCAUCUGACAACACAUUUUCAUUGAAGGAUCAUAUCUCUAGCAAUGGAAAAGGCCCUAUAGCAGUGAAUGAAAGGGAAACAAAUAUAUCCUGUCCUAAGAAACCUGUAUCUGGUACCGUCGCAAAGUUGUCUUCUUCUGCCGACGAUGUUCUUGUUGACAAUAGGAAAUCAGUGCCUGUUGCUCCUUUAGGACUAAAGAUUUCUGGUUACGAAGGAAGUAAGGUCUCACUAAGCAGCAGAUUAGGAGUGUUUGCUGAUGCCGAGGAAUCUACCAUGGCUGUAACUGUUUCUAAUAAUGAAACCGUAGAAAAUUCCACUGAAAACAAUGGAGCUACAGAUGCAGCUGGGAUCCCUUGUUCUGACACCCAGUUAAAGUAUUGCACAUUCAAAGGCAAAGAUAGCCUUGUUUCAACUGAUUUUUUUUUGGCAAAUACAUCAACUAUUGAUGAGAUAUCCACUACAUGUGUUGAAGAUGUUAGAACUUCAGAUAGUCCUGGCAUAGUUUCAGUUACUACUGUGGCUCCAAGUGACGUUACAGAAUUAGUGUGCAAAAUCUCUAAUGCUGCAGAUGGUCAUCUAUCAUCUAAUGGUAAAGAGGCAUUCUCUUUGAAGUCCUUAGAAAAGAUUAUACCAGAAGAGCAAAUAGAAGCAACAGGACUUGAAAGAGAGCCAAAUGAUGAAGUUUUUAGUGACAAUGCUCCUCAGAAGAUAGACUUUUUAGAGUCUGAUCCAAGUGGAGGAAUAGAUGGUCAGUUAUCCGGUGCUGUACCUUUUGUAUCUGAAUUGAAAACACUGGAGGAAGAAGUCUUAGUUGACACUGAUGCUUGCAUGGAGGAGGUUUUAGUCAAGCAUGAAGAUCAUAACCAACAGGAGGCUACUUCAGCUUAUGGCUAUAGGCUUAAAUCAGGGAAAGGAAAACAGAAGGGAAGAUCAUGUCAGUCCUAUCCUUUGCCUUUUAAGAGUCCAUUGAAGCGUAAAGUUUUUAAAAGGAAAUCAUGUCAAAGAAGAAGAUCUAUCAGACGUUGUAAGGAUGGAUUUUAAUAUUUUAUCUGUUUUUAGUUGCUCUUUGCCUAUUUCUAUUGAUUGUUUGUAUUGCACCACUCUUCAGUUGCGAUUUCCAUUGGCAAUCGUUGCGUAUUUUCAAGUCUCUAUUUCAAUGUGAGGAAGCUUAUGUUGACAA